Malania oleifera is the source of this 1548-nucleotide messenger RNA. Its product is annotated as fructose-1,6-bisphosphatase, chloroplastic. The transcript is spliced from 4 exons. Gene Ontology annotation, biological process: fructose 6-phosphate metabolic process; gluconeogenesis; sucrose biosynthetic process. The coding region runs from base 125 to 1369 and encodes 414 amino acids. Lineage: Eukaryota; Viridiplantae; Streptophyta; Magnoliopsida; Santalales; Ximeniaceae. The record is from RefSeq and is a predicted model, not a curated record. Gene Ontology annotation, molecular function: fructose 1,6-bisphosphate 1-phosphatase activity. Gene Ontology annotation, cellular component: cytoplasm; cytosol.
AGGAUAAGAGGGACCCAGCUUAACUCAAAUCCUUACCAGCCUUACAAUCCAAAAUCAAAAGCCCAAAUGAAGAAGAGAAAGAAGGAAACAAAGAAAGAAGCGCAGAAAAUACAGAAGCAUAGCCAUGGCUGCAGCAACUUCACCGCCGCCAUCACACCUCCUCUUCUCGUCAUCAACUUCUCGUCCCUCUCCUUCCCAAUUAUGCGUUUGGGAAGCCAAGGCGCUGUUUCUCAGCUCGUGUACCAACAGUAGCAGGCAAAGGCGGCGGCACGAGGCCGGAGGAGUGCGUUGCACGGCGGCGGGAACUGCCGCGCCGGCGGCAGAGACGAAGAAGAAGGGCGGCGGCGGGUUCGAGAUUCAGACGCUGACGGGGUGGCUAUUGAAGCAGGAGCAGGCGGGGGAGAUCGAUGCGGAGCUCACCAUCGUGCUUUCGAGCAUUUCGACGGCGUGCAAGCAGAUUGCGUCGCUGGUGCAGAGAGCCGGCAUUUCCAACCUCACCGGAGUCCAGGGCGCCGUCAACAUCCAAGGAGAGGAUCAGAAGAAGCUCGACGUUGUCUCUAAUGAGGUGUUUUCCAAUUGCUUGAGAUCGAGUGGUCGGACGGGGAUCAUAGCGUCGGAGGAAGAAGACGUGCCAGUAGCGGUGGAGGAAAGUUACUCCGGCAACUACAUCGUGGUGUUUGACCCCCUCGAUGGAUCUUCCAAUAUUGACGCUGCUGUAUCUACUGGUUCUAUCUUCGGGAUUUAUAGCCCUAACGAUGAGUGCCUCGCAGAUAUUGGUGAUGAUACCACGCUAGACCAAGGGGAACAGAGGUGCGUGGUGAGCGUAUGCCAGCCGGGGAGCAACCUUCUGGCCGCCGGCUACUGCAUGUACUCCAGCUCCAUCAUCUUCGUGCUCUCCAUCGGAACCGGCGUCUUCGCCUUCACUCUGGACCCCAUGUACGGCGAGUUCGUCCUCACCCAAGAACAAAUCCAGAUCCCUAAAUCCGGCAAGAUUUACGCCUUCAAUGAAGGCAACUACCAGCUGUGGGACGACAAGCUGAAGAAGUACAUCGACGACCUCAAGGACCCCGGUCCCUCCGGCAAGCCCUACUCUGCUCGCUACAUCGGCAGUCUGGUCGGCGAUUUCCACCGGACACUUCUCUACGGCGGGAUCUACGGGUACCCCCGAGACAAGAAGAACAAGAAUGGGAAGCUCAGGCUGCUGUAUGAGUGUGCCCCCAUGAGCUAUUUAGUUGAACAAGCUGGCGGCAAAGGAUCUGACGGCCAUCAAAGAGUGCUUGAUCUCACACCCACCGAGAUACAUCAACGUGUUCCGCUUUAUAUUGGAAGCUUGGAGGAAGUGGAGAAAUUGGAGAAAUAUUUAGCUUGAGUGAAACACAGAAGCAAAGACACACCGUUGUUUACAUAUAUAUAGCUUCUCAAAACUAUCAUUUAUGUUGUGCAGUUGCAUCCAAUUAUAUGUUUUUUGCACAAGAUAAGUGUGCUUAAGUUCAUCAAUUGUUUUUGAAAGGUCACUUAAUUCUAUUAUUGAAAUUUUAAUUUCUUUUC